AUGACUGACCCCGCAAGAGGCAUAACGCCUGUCGGGGACGAGAAAGUGAUUUCGCAGCAUAAAGAAAAUAUGAUAGGCGAGGUUGCCCAUGAAGCGGCAGAAAGGGGCUACCUUGCGACAGAUGAAUAUGGUCAACCUUUGGUUGAGUUCGACAAGGCAGCUGAGUCAAGAUUGCGACUCAAGAUUGACCUUUACAUUGUUCCGACCGUUGCAGUGAUGUAUCUGUUUUGUUUCAUCGAUCGGGCCAACGUUGGAAAUGCCAAGCUUGCUGGGUUCGACAAGGACCUUGGAUUGGUGAAUUAUGAUUAUAACGCCGUGCUUUCAAUUUUCUUCAUCGCUUACAUUAUUUUUGAAAUCCCGAGCAAUCUCAUGUGCAAAUGGGUCGGACCUGGUUGGUGGCUUCCGAUGCUCACACUAGGGUUUGGUAUCUGCUCGGUUGCCACGGCUUUUGUUCACGACAUUCACAGCGCUUCUGGCGUCCGCUUCCUCUUGGGCAUGUUUGAAGCAGGAUUACUACCUGGAAUCGCGUAUUAUCUUUCGCGUUGGUACCGACGAAGCGAGCUUGCUUUCCGUCUGUCGUUAUACAUUGUCAUGGCCCCUCUUGCUGGAGCAUUCGGUGGUUUGUUGGCUUCAGGCAUUCUCAAACUCGAUAGUUUCGGAUCUCUUCACACCUGGCGCAUGAUCUUUGCUAUCGAAGGCAUCAUCACAAUUGGCAUUGGUCUGAUUGCAUUCUUCACAUUGACCGACCGACCGGAGACGGCCAAGUGGCUCUCGCAGGACGAGAAAGACCUUGCCAUCGCCCGUGUCAAAUCCGAACGUGUGGGUGCCACAGAGGUUCUCGAUAAACUGGACGUCACCAAGACACUGCGCGGUAUCUUUAGCCCUGUGACUAUCACGACUUCAUUCGUCUUCCUGUUGAACAACAUCACUGUUCAAGGUCUUGGCUUCUUCGCGCCCACCAUCGUUAAGACCAUCUAUCCAGAUGCUACUGUGAUUUCGCAACAACUCCACACGGUUCCACCAUAUGUAGUCGGAGCCUUCUUCACAGUUCUCUUCCCCUUCCUCAGCUGGCGAUUUGAUCAUCGUCUGAUCUUUUUCGUCGUCUGCCCGCCGCUGAUGAUGACAGGUUAUAUCAUGUUCCUCGCUAGCGAAAAUAGCAUGGUACGAUAUGGUGCUACCUUCAUUAUCGCUGGUGGGGCCUUUGCGUUCGGUGCCCUAUGUACUGCACAUGUAUCGGCGAAUGUGAUUUCCGACACCGCAAGAUCCUCGGCUAUUGGAACUGCUGUGAUGUUCGGCAAUAUUGGUGGACUCAUCAGCACCUGGUCUUUUCUACCUUUCGACGCUCCGAAUUACCACAUAGGGAAUGGUCUCAACUUGGCGACUGCAACCACCACCCUCCUUCUUGGGGCUGGCCUGUGGGUUUACAUGACAUGGGAUAAUCGUCGACGUGAGCGUGUUGAUGUUCCCAACGCCUUGGCGGGACUUUCCCAGCAACAAAUCCAGGAUCUGGACUGGCGCAAUCCUGGGUUCCGUUGGCGGCCCUAG
Molecule: messenger RNA, 1545 nt
Organism: Penicillium soppii
Lineage: Eukaryota; Fungi; Ascomycota; Eurotiomycetes; Eurotiales; Aspergillaceae
Product: putative MFS transporter
Exons: 4
Coding region: 1-1545 (514 amino acids)
Biological process (GO): transmembrane transport
Cellular component (GO): membrane
Molecular function (GO): transmembrane transporter activity
Source: RefSeq, a predicted model, not a curated record